Messenger RNA from Toxoplasma gondii ME49, 4312 nucleotides. RefSeq lists its product as hypothetical. Lineage: Eukaryota; Apicomplexa; Conoidasida; Eucoccidiorida; Sarcocystidae. The transcript has 6 exons. The record is from RefSeq and is a predicted model, not a curated record. The coding region runs from base 1071 to 2702 and encodes 543 amino acids.
CUUAGCGCGAGCAAGCUUCUCAAGAUCAUCUUACCCUAUCUUUCUGGUUCCUCCGCAGAAAGCAUUCGAAUCCUGUCCGGCAUUUUCCUUCCUCCGGACGCAGUGUGCGUCUGCUGACAGACCACAGGCUGUGCCUGGGGGUCGGCGAACUUUGAGAGGCCUUAACGCUGUCUCCUGCGGCUCUGCUUGUUCCGGUUCUCUUUCUCCUCGCGAAGCAGCGGCUUCAGCGGGGAGUUGUCGAAUAAGGGGAUUCUGAACUGGUUCGACUUGUGUUUCCGUCAGUCCGCAGUUUUCCGGUAAAGUCAUCACAGACCGAGAGUCACACCACGUAGUGGGGCUUGACCGGGCAGUGUGUGCUGUAGUGAGCCUUCGCUGCCUCGGCUGCCAGGCUCACGUUGUUUGAAUCAGAGAGAAGCCUUUGUCGAUACAGGGCCGCUGCAUCUGUUCCUCGAAUCCACGUUUACGUGUGCAUUUGUUUGCCCGCCGGUUUCGAUUCGGGGGGGAGUCCGCCGCAGCCGAGAGGCAACCUCGCGAGUCGUCCUGUUGGACGGUGCAUUUUGUGGACACGCACUCAACUUGCGUCAGCGGAACGUGGAGCAAUUUAUGUGUGUUGGGUUAAAAUCCUUCACCUUUCCUAGAAAUUCAUAAAAGAGUGCCAAGGGGCAGCCCCAAUUUCAGCGGUUUCGCAAAAAUCCCUGAGGUCCGCCUCGCUGUGGAAACUGAACGUCGGUCGUUGAACGCGCAUUGGAAAGUGCUGACAUUCCCUGUGGGUGUUCUUCCUCCACACCCUGUCGUCUUUUGGGAUUUUCACGUCUCUUCCUGCAAAUAAGCCGUCACACGACUUCUGCUGGGUUCUCGCCCUCGCGUUGAUGCGUCUUCCUGCAGCGGUGUGACCGGAAGAACGCACGAAUACAUCACAAGGAACUUGCGUACCUGCCUCCGCACAGAUGCCGUCCCCAAUGACGGUAUCUGAGAAGUGCUUCAAGGACAUCGCAGUCGACCUCGCCUUUGCAAGCCAAACCCGCGUUGUUCGGAUCGGAAACGCGCUCUGUAAAUAGGCGUCAGCCACGAUGCCGAGAGAAAUAGACGCUAACGCAGUGGCGCUCUUUGGAUUGCGGUCCAAAGCGCCCUGCGUCAAAAGCAAAAGACCGCGACCCUAUAAUGAGACCAGAGGUGCGGGAGAGUGCGCGACGGGGUAUACUCGCCAGUUUAAUCUGGAAGCGUUCCGCUAUCUCGAAUGCUUCCAUUUGAAACGCAUGCUCUACGCCUACUUGUCUGAACUUCGGGAUUUGCUCGGAGACUCGCGGACAAGCUCAGAGAGUGCCAGUGUGAAAAGCGCCUCCCGUAGCCAGACCUCAUGCGAAGCAGGGGCCGAAGACUCGCCAGAGAGACGCCACGAGUCUGCCGACACCCCUGUCGCUGGACCGACAGGCGAUUCGCAUCCGCAGUAUAAAGUGCACAUCAUGAAGAUUUUGGAAGCGGAGACAGUGGAUGACCUGGAGGCGUAUCUCGAGGUCUUUUCAGUGUGCCUCAACUUGUGCAUUACGCCGGGCGACCUCUCCAGCAAUGCCUGUGAACUGCUCGCGUCUGCUCUUUGCCAUCUCGAAAAGAAAGAGCAAAAGGAGGAUCCUCAGAAAACGCUUCAGGCCCUGGGGCAAGACGGCGCGGUGGCAUCCUGUGUAGCAGGGACACAAAAAAUUGACGAGAACAGCGUUGGGUUUCCACAGAGUGCUGCGGCACGAGUUGGGCGCGGACACAAACCUACAGAUCAUACACUCGAGUUUGAAAAAGACGUCGAAAAAGACUUUCUGAGUGACUCGGACUUGUCCACAGAUAGCGCAGGAGGGGAAACAGGGUGUAUGAGGCGACUUGCCCGCUCUGGGGUUUCCCGGGGCCUUCUCCAGGGCCCUCGGAAGCGGCGGCGCAUGCAGCCACGACCAGAUCAACUUCUCGAGCUCGACCACGCCAAGAUUGUCUGCCUCCGACAGCUGCGGUGGCUGAAAACAGUUGUACCCACUUGGGCAGCACGAAGCAGGAGCUAUCAGGCCCAUCUCUCCCUUGUCCUGCAUGCGACGAGUGUCCCGCAACUCACAAACUAUCUUAUCAUUUUCUCCAAUCUCGAGCCUGACCCCGACGGGAAACUCCCUGUGACCCUCGCUUCUCUUACGGAAUGCCUCGAGGAGCUCCACGUCCUUCAGCACCUCGAUCGAGGCGCAUGCAGCAGCUCCUCGGAAGCAGACCCCGCUGGCGCCGCCGUUGCGUCUGCCAUGCAGCUGCCGGUAACUCCACAGGAGAUCUCGAAUAAUCUGGCUUCUUUCUUCCAGCGCCAAGCCGGCGGGAGGACGCAUGCAAAGCUGGAACGGCCUGCUGGUCACUUCGGGCGGAAAGCCAGUGGGCGCCAUGGAGGCCAGGGAGCUGUGACAAAGAAGCGACUCCUCGCGGCGCAGUUGGAGGAAGAAAUCGUGAGCAAUCUGCAGAAAACGUGGAGACAGGGUGACGCUUGGCUUCUGGAUUUUUCAAAUGCGAAACACGCAGACAGCAGACGACCGUCUGCAGAUGGUGAUGAUCCUUCGGCGCCGUGUGGAAGAGCGACGACAGGUUCGGGACGAAAGGGAAGCACACUGCGUGGCUCGGCCGCCUCUGGCAAGGAAGGGCGGGAGGACCGCGAAGACAGUGGGAGCCCGUCUAAACCGCCUGCGUGAGCAUAAGAUUUCUGGACAACAUCGAUGAACUACGUGUCCCCCUCUGCAGGGCGGGAGGAAAAUAGGAAACGGAACGGUUUGACGAUACUCUUUCUAAAGAGAGGGCCCGUGGCGUCGAAGCACGAAGUGCGCCUGCCCGGUAACCGUUCAGGAAAAAGACACGAAUGGAGCGGUAAAGAGUGGCGGAAGCGAACGUGACUAGAAACGGUAGAGAGGAAUUUGAUUAACACCAGGCGUGCUGCACACAGUGCAAUGGACAGGAUACGUAUUUCACUCUUCGCUGCCGAAAGGCGCUACGAACAGGGAGACGGCAAAGAACUGCGUCGGGAUGUGACUACCAGGGAGUACGUGGGUGGAGAGCGUGUAUGAGAGCAGCCCGCGCAUUCUGAGUGUACGAGCGAGGGUUCCAGAGUUUCGAGCAAAGAAGUUGCGAUUUCCCCACAUUUCUCAAGGUGUGUGUAGAAGUGUCAGGGACAUGAGCAGCACGCGACAUGCCGGUGCCGCACGACAUACGCCGACACGAUACGAGUGCGGGACUCUUUUUUACCCGGUGGCCGCAGUGACGUUCCUGCAGGGAUUCAGGGCACUACGGUGUAUCGAGUCAAACGGGCCAGAAGCUGACAUUGUCCUUUUUACGUAGCAAGGCCCCCAGGGUGGACGCAGAAUGCGAUUGUUCCACGAAGCACGGCCGUCCUUGAAUGCGAAAAAAUGAUUUCUUCAGAGUCGGCUCCACCUACCAGGAGCAUGUCAGUCUUCAGGCAUGCACAGCUUCCUGUGUUGUGGUGGUAGAAAAGGGAAGAACCAGUGUGCCCAGCAGUGCCCAGCGUCGGCGCCUCUGGUACGGAGGGGACGCGGGAUCCCAAAAGUUUGAGUCGAAGACCGUUCUUACCAGCUCAAAGUCUAUAUUGUGCGUGCCUGUAACGUUCUUGCCGCAAGUGGCAAGGCACAACUGUAAAAACAAUAAACUCGCUGUCGAAAGGCGCCUCCCGACCCUUGCGUGGUGUCGGCUGCGGGGAUCAGCGACGGUGUUUCGGAUACCCCCGUCCAUGUUGCUCAACCAGACCGAACAACCUAGAAAAGGUAUCUCUGACAAUCUGUACUUAGUCACGGUCAUGUCGUUUUUACGCGUUUAGCAAACUAUAACGUGCAAGCUCCCGAGCCAAACAGAAACCGGAACAUAACAUGCUUCUUCUCGCACUUUUUUGAGGCCCGCAGAUGAGGCAACGACUGACUGUUUCGCCACCCCGUUUACCCCACUUGUCAAGAACUACAAAAAUAAUUUAUACACACAAAAUAACGACCUGUCGUUUGAACUGGAGAGCUCACACUCCGUUAAGACACAUGCAUGAACAAUUUCGUUUUCAAACAAGUGAACAACUUUGUUUUCAAACGCUUGCCCAGCGACCUAGUCCCGGUGACCAAGACACUUUGCAAUGCUCCGUGUAUCUCCACCAUAACGUCACUCCGACUUCUGAAGGCCCUGCCUACCUAUCUAUCUAUAAAUGUAACUACAAAUAUACCUUUGCACCUGUGGGUUCCACCUUCGGCGCCCGCUUUGACAGAACCAAGAUGUUCAUGAGCGCACUUGCAAAAUCUUCGGUAUUUCUCAU